Molecule: messenger RNA, 948 nt
Organism: Nipponia nippon (crested ibis)
Lineage: Eukaryota; Metazoa; Chordata; Aves; Pelecaniformes; Threskiornithidae
Source: RefSeq, a predicted model, not a curated record
AUGACAGCGAUACCACUGCAGCACCAGGCGCUGGCCAUGGAGCCGGGCACCAUCGACAACCUGUCCAUCCUGUACCAGAGCUCCGACUUCAUCGUGGUCAACAAGCACUGGGACAUCCGCAUCGACAGCAAGAUGUGGUACGAGACGCUGACCCUGCAGAGCCAGCUCAAGUACCGCUUCCCUGAGCUGGCCGACCCCGACACCUACUACGGCUUCAGGUUCUGCCACCAGCUCGACUUCUCCACCAGUGGGGCCCUGUGCGUUGCACUCAACAAAGCAGCCGCGGGAAGUGCCUACAAGUGUUUUAAAGACCGUCUGGUGACCAAAGCCUAUCUCGCCCUGGUCAGGGGCCAUGUCAGCCAGAGCCGAAUGAUGAUCCGCUACGCCAUAGGGAAGAACACCACCGAGGGCAUGACCCACAUGAUGUGCAUCGACGGGACAGAGGGCUGUGAAAAUCCCAAGCCUUGCCAGUCAGAGCUGAUCGUGCUCGAGCAUGGGUCCUACAGCGGAGACCCCGUAACCAAAGUGCUGCUGCAGCCGCUGCCGGGGCGGACUCAUCAGCUCCGGGUUCACUGCAGCGCCAUUGGCCACCCCAUCGUGGGGGACUUCACCUACAGCCACAAGAAGGACAACAGUCCCUAUAGGAUGAUGCUCCAUGCCUACUACCUGCGCAUCCCCACCAGCAAGGAGCUCAUCGAGGUCUGCGCCCCCGACCCCUUCGUCACCACAAUGGACAGCAACUGGGUGCCCCACCAUGUCACUCAUCGGCUGGAUGAGACCAUCCAAGAGCUGAAGGACAAGAUGAUACAGAAGGCGAAAGAGGAGGAGAGCCGGGAAGCCGUGCUUGGUGGCGUAGGAGAGGAGGCACCGAGCGAAGCCAAAAGCCCGGAGACAGAGGAGCAGCGAGCCCAGUGCGAGCAGUGGUUGGCCGAGUGGGCUUUGGAGUGA